Molecule: messenger RNA, 1268 nt
Organism: Fomitopsis serialis
Lineage: Eukaryota; Fungi; Basidiomycota; Agaricomycetes; Polyporales; Fomitopsidaceae
Exons: 3
Coding region: 157-1140 (327 amino acids)
Source: RefSeq, a predicted model, not a curated record
GCUACCGAACACGCUAAAGCUCGAAUGGCUUUCCAGUCAGGAGACAACCCGACGCGAGCCAUGUCUCAGACUCUCCAACUAUCCUCACGUACCUAGGUACUUUCACAUCCGACCUACAGGGUAACUUGGGUUCAAUUCGAAUAUGGAAGCUUACUGAUGCUUCUUUGUCCCCGCCUCGAGAGCUCAAUGGAGCUUCAGUUACCCUAUAAUUCGAGUUUGAUAUCCCUGCGGAGGCCGGUAUCGUCUUGGCAAGCCCUGUCUAUAUAUACAUUGCUCCCCCUGCCCACCGUCUCUUCCUUUCACAUACCCAACGUCGAUUCAACUGCUGUGGGCGCGAGUGAUCGUACCUGCCUCAGCUACGCUACAUCUACUUCACUUAUGAAAAGGCACCGCGCUCCCUCCGACUCUCGACCCCCUUCGAACCGUCUUCCUCCACAGGAUCGACCUCGGACCAGCGCAGGGACGAGUGUGUCAAAAGCGAAGACCGUUACAUCGGACGGCAUGGCCUGGAAACGCAUAUUCUCAUUCCGAGCAUCUGCGACCCAAGACCGUCCCCGAGCCCUGUCACCAGAUUCAUUAGCCGUCUCGCCACCCGAUCAGCCUCCUCCAGUUGCCGCUGCGACCGCCGAUGCCGCAUCCAUGGCCGCAAGUACGACAAACACCUCACUCAGCUCCCGCAUAGAAGAGCAGAGCUUGAGCGAUGGCACCAUUCCGGAUCGCAGCGAUCAGCCUGACGCUGGGCCCUCAGAGGCGUCCUCAGACGGCCAAUCGAGCAGACCACGAUCGCUCGACCUCUCAGAGAGGCUGCAAGCCCGAGCAAGCUACAGCGCGGAGAGCUUGCUUCUGUUCAAUCACCCGGAGGGUUCCCGGUCUACCCUCUCACUACCCUAUACCUACCGUUCCAUGCACGAAAGAAGGCUGCGAUCGCCGGUCACAGUGGCAACCACAUCCAAAAGCGUAGACACGCUACCUCGUCCUCCACCCAAAGCGCGUCCCAAGCGACGAGACUACGCCUCGUACCCGUACUUCGUGACGCCCCUUGCCUUCGCCACCAUGAAUCCCUACAUCGUACCGGCAACCCCACCCUCAUCGCCGCAGAACACCAAACCUAAGAGACACCCGCAGUCCUCCCAAACCUAGCCUCGAUCGAAACCACGUCCACACGCGAUACACCUCCGCGCGGCGUCUCUAGCGAGGACGCUCCCACUUCUCCCGAACCACAGCCUCCAUCUCCUCCUCCUACAUUGAUCUUCAAGAAAAUCACGUCG